CCGGGGGGACAGAGGGACAGCGGGGGGACGGCCGCUGUUUCGAGUGACAAAACAGAGUUUUAGCCGCGGGGUGACGCCCGGGGGCACGGCGGGACCUUGGCCUGUCCCCCCCGGAGCAGGAGGCGCGGCGGCCCCGGGACAUCCCCGGUAGAUGGCACACGGGGCCAGCGCAGAAACCCGACACUGCCUGACACUCCCUUGGAGCAGCCGAGCAGGAACCAGGAAAUACAAGCUCUGCCUGCCCAGAAAACGCUCCGGCUCCAUGGGGGAAGGAGGACAUGGGCAACCUGUGCAGCUGCGGCCGCCCGUGGAAGUGUCCUUCGCCUUUCAAAAGGAAGAAAGAAAAGCAAGGAGCUAAUGUGAGGCAUGAGACUCAACAGCAGCAGCCUGGCAGGAAGGUCCCCACGUAUGAAGAUGUCCCAGAUGUCCCCGUCUACGCCAUGGUGAGCAAGCCCAAGGGGGUGCAGCAGGAUGACAGCAUCCACUACGCCGACAUCCAGGUGUUCUCCAAGGUGCGGGAGCGCUCCGCGGCCGAGGUGAAGAACCUGCAGCUGCAGAACGCCACGGAAUACGCCACCCUCAACUUCCCCAGGGCCAGGCUGAAGUACGACGGCAAAAAUGGGACCUUGGUGUAAAGGACUCGAUGGGCUCCUCCUCCUCCUUCAGCAGGAAAAGGAGUUCACAGCUGUAGAUCCAAGAAAACCUCAUGGACGCGCCUGAGAGUUGCGAGAGGCUGUGUCUCCCACCACAGCCACUCUCACUGAGGAGUUUCCCAUCUGAUCCUGCUGGCAAAAAAACACCUCCUCCCCUCGGGAGAGCUGCCCCUGGAGCUGGCAGCCCAGCUCCUGCCUGCACUGCGAGGUGGCAGAGCUGCUGCUGGGCUGGCGAAGGCUCAGGGCUGCAGGGAGAAAAGCCCCUGCUGUGGCACGGCUCCAGCCGAGUGCCGGGUUUGGGAACGUGGCACAUGGAAUCCAGGACUCAAGGGAGGUUUUGGCACGGGGUUUCGUGUCAGUGUUCAAGUUCUGAGGGUGCAGAGUGACGUGUGGGCGGUGCUGUGAGGAGGGGAGACCUUUAGCAGGAUGUGCUGCGCUGUCUCCUUCCAACAGCUGCCCCUGCAGGUGCAGCCAGGCCCUGUAUGCAUCCCCUUGCCCCAAAUCAGUGUUCUGCAGCCGUGCACAGCACCUGGCAGCCAGAAAUGAAGAAUUAUGAGGCGGACAGAACAAUUCCUGUCACUGAUGGGCUGUUCAGAGGUGCAUCCUCACCCCUCCAUGCAAACAAGUGAGGAGCAAGCUCCUGGCUCUGACUGGAGUUGAAACAAGGGAAAAUUGGCAAUUCAGCUGCAAAUCACUGCUUAUGUUUAGGGCAGUUCUCAUCUGUCUGCAUGCCUGGGAUACUGGGAAUGAAUCCUGGGCAGCUUUGGACAGGACUUUGGACUUUGCCUCCACUUCUUGCUCAUUUUGUGCUGUCAGUCCUGGUUACAAACCCCAGUGACACAGAGCACGCACCAUGUGGGGUUACCAGAUCCACACAGAGCACACACCACAGGAGUUAUCAGAGCCACACAGAGCACACACCACGGGAGUUAUCAGAUCCACACACCACAUGGGGUUAUCAGAUCCGCCUCUGAGAACCUGUUUCUGGAUUUCAGAUAGUGUCAAUAAUUCAGUGUAGCAAUGGUCCAAAUGGCUCCUGUCACUGGGCAGCGCUGGCAGGGGACCAGGGCUCCCCAAGCACCAUCUUCAGGCACUAAACCAAGGCCUGGCACAUUCUGUUCCUCUGUCAGAGCAGAUUGUGGGGCAGCCCCGGUUAUUGGCAGCGUUUAGAAAUGGUUCCUUUUAUAAACACAGAGAACCUUGCACGUUAUAACUCAGGGGGAUGUGAAAAGCACGAAGGAGUUCCUGCUCGUGGGGAAAAACAAAACUGCUCUGGGCUGUGUUUGCCACGGUGGAAGUGUUUGAGGACCAAUCUUCCAGUUUUUCUAUGUGUUUUAAUGAGUGCCCCAGCCCCUGGAAUGGUUUUUAUUUCCCAUUCCCUGAGGAGCUCCGGCUGCCACAUCACCCACGGCGCUGCUCCUGGAAGCGCAGCUCAUCCUAGAGCCAACUCCGUGCUCCCAUUCCGGUGGUUUUUGCCUGUUUUCCAGGCUUUCCAUGGGGAAUUGUGGAAGCCAUGUGUUCUGCAAGAGGGAUUUUCCUAAGGACUCGGUUUUGCACUGAAUAUUAAAAUCUCCUGUGCUCCCCGCGGUUGUCACGUGUGCCAAACGAGCGUUUCUGUAUCAUUAAAGAUGCAAUAUUUAGUUUUAA
Messenger RNA from Corvus hawaiiensis (hawaiian crow), 2300 nucleotides. RefSeq names its product chromosome 25 C11orf52 homolog (gene C25H11orf52). Bases 279 to 635 code for a protein of 118 amino acids. The transcript has 4 exons. The record is from RefSeq and is a predicted model, not a curated record. Gene Ontology annotation, cellular component: extracellular exosome. NCBI's taxonomy places the organism in Eukaryota, Metazoa, Chordata, Aves, Passeriformes, Corvidae.